AUGGAGAACAAGAGGAAUGUGACGGAAUUCAUCUUAGUAGGUCUGUCACUGAACCCCACAGUGCAGAAAGUGCUGUUUGGGGUGUUCUUGCUUCUGUAUGUGAUAACGCUUUCAGGAAACCUUCUCAUCGUGGUCACCAUCGUCAGCAGCCAGGCCCUGAACUCGCCCAUGUACUUCUUCCUGACCCACCUUUCCUUGAUAGACACAAUUUAUUCUUCCUCCUCGGCUCCCAAGCUGAUCGCAGACUCCCUUCAUGAGCAGAAAACCAUCUCCUUCAAUGGGUGUAUGACGCAAGUGUAUGCCGAGCAUAUUUUUGGUGCCACUGAGAUCCUUCUGCUGACAGCGAUGGCCUAUGACCGCUACGUGGCCAUCUGCAAGCCCCUGCACUACAGCGCCAUCAUGAGCCCCAGGCUGUGUGUCCUGCUGGUGGGAGUGGCAUGGACUGGAGGGUUUCUGCAUGCCACCAUCCAGAUCCUCUUCACGGUCUGGCUGCCCUUCUGUGGCCCCAACGUCAUCGACCACUUCAUGUGUGACUUGUACCCUCUGUUGAAACUCGUGUGCAGGGACACUCACCUCCUUGGUCUCUUUGUAGCUGCCAACAGUGGACUCAUCUGCCUGUUAAAUUUCCUGCUGUUGGUGUGUUCCUAUGUGAUCAUCUUGUGCACUCUAAGGAGCUACAGCGUGGAAGGCAGGCGCAAAGCCCUCUCCACCUGUGUCUCUCACAUCACAGUGGUUGUGUUAUGUUUUGUGCCCUGCAUAUUUGUGUAUCUGCGUCCAGUGACCACUCUGUCCAUUGAUAAAGCAGUUGCUGUAUUUUAUACUGUGCUGGCACCUUUGUUAAAUCCUUUAAUCUACACCCUCAGAAAUGCAGAGGUAAAAAAUGCGAUAAGGAAGCUGUUGAGGAAAAAAAGGACUUCAGAUGAUAAUUAUUAA
Messenger RNA from Ochotona princeps (American pika), 933 nucleotides. RefSeq names its product olfactory receptor 4C12. NCBI's taxonomy places the organism in Eukaryota, Metazoa, Chordata, Mammalia, Lagomorpha, Ochotonidae. Gene Ontology annotation, cellular component: membrane. The transcript has a single exon. Gene Ontology annotation, biological process: G protein-coupled receptor signaling pathway. The coding region runs from base 1 to 933 and encodes 310 amino acids. Gene Ontology annotation, molecular function: G protein-coupled receptor activity; olfactory receptor activity. The record is from RefSeq and is a predicted model, not a curated record.